Pseudomyrmex gracilis is the source of this 799-nucleotide messenger RNA. Its product is annotated as protein spalt-accessory-like. The coding region runs from base 113 to 586 and encodes 157 amino acids. The record is from RefSeq and is a predicted model, not a curated record. Lineage: Eukaryota; Metazoa; Arthropoda; Insecta; Hymenoptera; Formicidae. The transcript is spliced from 4 exons.
AUUUGACAAAAGUUUCCGGUGGUAGGGUGGACUUGUCCCAUCCUAUAAAAGUCUUUGGAUCUUUUGCUUCGAGAAAAGUAAGUCUUCAUCAGUCAACGUGAUCUAAGGCAAGAUGAGGUGCAUUAUAGUGCUGGCUGCUUUAUUAGCUGUGAUUUAUGCUCGAACGACCGUGCCUAACGAAGAGGCCGUGCCGCAAAAGGUGCUAAUAACUUCUAUAGCAUCGCCGGAAGAUAGCACAUCCUCUGAAUCGAACGAAGUAGCUGAGGCACAGACACGCACCAAGAGAGCGCCAAUCAUAGGAAAGGCACUCUUAGGCGGAGCUCUUUUAGGUGCCGGAGCAUUGGGCAUCGGAGCAUUGGGCGCCGGUGCUCUGGGCGCCGGUGCUCUGGGUGCCGGACUCGCCGGUGCUGGAUUGUACAAGGCUAAAUAUUAUGGCGGCGGAUACGGAUAUGGAUAUGGAUAUUCCCACUAUCAUGAUAGCUAUCCCUAUCAUUAUCACACUCAUUACCAUAAUCAUCCCUCUUACCAUUAUUCUUAUCCUCAUUAUCAUUAUCACAGCUAUGGACCGACUUAUGGCUAUUGGUAAAUUGAUUUAUCUUCAUGAAUGGCGUGCUAUAUAUGAAUUUCAUUGAUGGAAAUGGAAGUACUUGCUGUGCAUGUACUUUAUUGACGCGUCUUUAUUUAUUUACGACAAAAGCUACCUCUCCUAUAUACAAUGUAUGCUUGUAUAAUGCUAUAGUAUGUACAAUGUUGCACACUAAUAUUUACUUAUUGUAAAUUGUUUUAUAUGUUUAUAAUG